AAAUUAUUGCUAAAACCAACAUUGCCUAAGGAAGGUUUGCUGUGUUGGCAUUUUGUUUAUUGUAGUCCGAAAGUCCUACGGCCGGCAGCGAGUGACGUUCGGCGGCGGCGGGUUUAAGGAUGAAGUUCAUAAAAAAAGUUGAACUCAAAUAUCGUAAGCUGAAUACCUUAGGACGACUUCAGAGCUGCCUACAUAUUCGCAGACAAAAAAUCCAGAAGAUUGGCACGGGUGAAGCAAGUUGUGAUGUUUUACUUACCAAAACAAAGAAUGGCAAAUUUAAGGAUAAACCUGUCAUUGGUUGCAAGGAUUUGGAAAAUCUUAAAAAAUUCGUACCACCAAGAUACUUGGGAAAGAGCACCAAGGAGUCAUUUAUUUAUGAUGGAAGUUUUUAUCAAGCCAUAGGUUCAGUGUUGUUGAUGGCAGAAUUUUUUGCCAUAAUGCCCGUUCGAGGAGUAAAAGGAAGAAGUCCAAACGAUUUAUCAUUUUCAUGGUCAAGUAUUCGGACGAUUUAUUGUAUAGUUGUCAUUGUAGGAGUUCUAGUUGAUACAGCACUAACGGCAUAUGUGGUUUUGAAUGGAUCCAUUUCAUUUCACAGUAUUGAACCAUUAAUUUUUCGAGUGUCAAAUGUAAUAGCUUGCAUAAGUUUUCUUCAUCUCGCCAAGAACUGGCCCGAAGUUAUGCGCAAUUGGAGGGCAGUAGAAAAACAAUUGCCAGGAUUUGUGACGCAAUUAGAAAAAAGACAAAUGGCAGCUAAAAUUCAUAUUGUUGUUUUUGUAUCGAUGAUGCUUUCUUUAGUUGAACAUAUUUUGAAUAUCAUCUCCUUGAUACAUCAUGCUAAUUUUUGUCCAAUAACUGAUGAUCCCAUUGAGGAUUUCUUCCUUCGAUCAAAUAAUCAAAUAUUUUAUGUUUUUUCUUAUUCGGUUUGGUUGGCUUGGUAUGGAAAGAUUUUGCAUGUUUUGAUGACAUUCACUUGGAAUUAUAUGGAUUGUUUUGUAAUGAUUGUUAGUAUUGGUUUGACAAAUCUGUUUAAGCAGAUAAAUGAGAAUAUGAUGAGACACAAGGGAAUGAAAAUGUCCUCAUCGUAUUGGAGUGAACGUCGAAUUCAAUAUCGCAACCUCUGCGUUCUCUGUGAAAAUGUUGACAAUGCAAUCUCAGUCAUAACUAUGGUGUCGUUCUCUAAUAAUUUAUAUUUCAUUUGUAUUCAACUUUUGAGAAGCAUGAACAAAAUGCCAUCCUUUGCCCAUGCACUCUAUUUUUACUUUUCAUUGAUAUAUUUACUUGGACGAACGUUGGCAGUGUCACUUUAUUCAGCAGAUAUUCAUGAUGAAUCAAAGAAGCCUCAAUGUUUUAUAAGAUGUGUACCUUCGGAGUCAUGGUGUCAAGAUGUUAAAAGAUUCUCAGAUGAAGUUAGUACUGAUCUUGUAGCAUUGAGUGGAAUGAAAUUUUUCCAUUUGACUAGAAAAUUAGUUUUGAGUGUUGCUGGAACAAUAGUGACUUAUGAACUUGUUUUGAUACAAUUUCGAGAGGAUAACAAAAUUUGGGAUUGCGAAAGGAAGGAUUUAUUGCAAUAAUAUGUAUAUUUUAAUUUAUUUGUAAACAAAAAUAAAUACAAAUGAUGAGGCUUCAUAAAAACCAAAA
Eupeodes corollae is the source of this 1638-nucleotide messenger RNA. RefSeq names its product gustatory receptor for sugar taste 64f-like. Gene Ontology annotation, molecular function: sweet taste receptor activity. The record is from RefSeq and is a predicted model, not a curated record. Gene Ontology annotation, cellular component: membrane. The transcript has 9 exons. Gene Ontology annotation, biological process: detection of chemical stimulus involved in sensory perception of taste; sensory perception of sweet taste. The coding region runs from base 120 to 1571 and encodes 483 amino acids. Lineage: Eukaryota; Metazoa; Arthropoda; Insecta; Diptera; Syrphidae.